Messenger RNA from Dinoponera quadriceps, 1213 nucleotides. Its product is annotated as SPRY domain-containing SOCS box protein 3-like. The record is from RefSeq and is a predicted model, not a curated record. The transcript is spliced from 5 exons. Gene Ontology annotation, cellular component: SCF ubiquitin ligase complex. NCBI's taxonomy places the organism in Eukaryota, Metazoa, Arthropoda, Insecta, Hymenoptera, Formicidae. Gene Ontology annotation, molecular function: protein binding. Bases 254 to 1213 code for a protein of 319 amino acids. Gene Ontology annotation, biological process: proteasome-mediated ubiquitin-dependent protein catabolic process.
CCCUUGCGACUUUCAUCGCAAUCGCAUUUGCACGUACCACCGCCAUCAGCAUCGCGUGGUAUAUACACAUCUUGCGUAUACACACGUUCGACGUUGUUUCACAGGCCGAAUGAUAUCGUGUGUUUUUGUGUGAUUUGGCGGCCACGAGCGAUACUAAAAACGUGUAAAUGUUUGGUAAAUUAUCGGCUCGUAUUUAAAAUGUAAUAGCAUCGUUUCCUUAACAAAUUCAUCAUACAACUUAUAAGAAGAUAACAUGGAUUUAACCGUUACAAAUGAUCAGUAUAUAGAGACGGAAAACAGUUCUCCCUCAACAAAAUACGAAUGGACAUGGGAUGAAAAAUUCUCAUCCUCAUCGAUUAAGUUGUCAGAAUGUAAUUUGAAUGUUAAAUUUCAUCCUGUAUAUAGCACUGGUACAGCUGUGGUAAAGGGUAACAAACCAUUGGAGAAAGGGAGACAUCAUUUUUGGGAGAUUUUAAUGAUAACACAGAUAUAUGGCACAGAUGUAAUGGUUGGUGUGGGAACUGCAAAUGCAGAAAUUAAUAAUGCAAGUGAGAUUUUUUGUGCUCUGCUUGGACGAGAUCGAGAAUCUUGGGGUUUUUCAUACAAGGGAUACUUGCAGCAUGAUGGUAAGACAUGCAAAUAUGGAGCUACUUUUGGUCAAAGUAAUUUAGUAGGAGUACACCUUGACACUUGGAGCGGUACUUUACAAUUUUUCCUUAAUCGAAAACCUCUAGGUAUUGCUUUUACAAGAUUGAGCAAUGUUACGCUUUAUCCGCUAAUAAGCUCCACAAUGGCUCAAUGCGUAAUGAAGUUGACUUAUAGCUGUUCGAUGCCUGUAUCCCUGCAGUCUACAUGUUUAGCAACCUUGUCACCUCUGCAGCGAAUGUAUCUGUCAAAAACAUUUCCUAGCUUGCGUUACUUUUGUCAAAAUAUCUUUGCUGAUAUACUACAGAAGCAUACAGAUCAUGAUAACGAGGACAUCGAAUUUCCCGCAGAACAUAUUAUUUUGGAUGAUUUUGAUUACGCUCUUAUAGGACUUGGGAGAAAGAAGAAGCGGAUCAUUAGUAAUAAAUUCACAAUCAUCCCGCCAUCACGUGAUGAGNAAAAAAAAAAAAAAAAAAAAAAAAAAACUGCCAGUCAUCUCCGUACGAUUUGUGUGAAUCGUGUAAUGUGCUCAAUUUUAUACGAAUUAUUAGCAUUUAUUUGUGCCUAA